Chlorella variabilis is the source of this 216-nucleotide messenger RNA. RefSeq names its product expressed protein. The record is from RefSeq and is a predicted model, not a curated record. The transcript has 2 exons. Bases 1 to 216 code for a protein of 71 amino acids. NCBI's taxonomy places the organism in Eukaryota, Viridiplantae, Chlorophyta, Trebouxiophyceae, Chlorellales, Chlorellaceae.
AUGAAGCCCGUCCCCUCCCCCGUGCGCUCCCACCAGGAAGACGCAGAGAGCGAGGAGCUGAGCUUGUUCGACGACGACGCCACCGACAUCCUGGAGGCCGCCAACCAGGUGCAGCUGAACGACCGGCGCGACAACCAGCAGCCCAAGGCCGACGCCGACUUCUUCAACCGCUUUGACGACGACGCCGACGAGGCCGACAUGCGCCCCGCCGCCUGA